AUGUCUACACAGCUCUGGACCAAGCGUGUGUGCGCCACGCAGACGGUGGAUGCCAAGAAAGAAGCAGUCUUUGAAACCAUCCAAGGCCCGAUUGACGACACGAUAGAUCCGGCCGAAGGCGCUCGUUCGAUUGCUUCCAACUACGAGACGUAUGUCAAGCACGAAAUGCAGCAAGCAUCGGAUUACUAUAAGUUAGGCAGCCUCUGGUGCAACAUCUGCGAGGCCACCCGCCACUUUGGGAGCUCGAAAGCUGGGGCGUUGGCGGAUCUCCUCAUAGCUUUAUACUCCCUGCCGCCAGUGCUUGACGAUAGCGGUCAGCCGCUCAAGAAUGUCGAUGGGCAAGCGUAUUGGACAGGUCUUCCUGAGUCUGGCGUAACGUUUGGAGAGUAUGGCAUUGACAUCGAUCAUGUUGAGGAUUAUAAUGAUGAAGAAGAGGCUGAGGACUGGCUGAAGCAAGCCCCGUCCUUUCAUAAUGCAACGGCGUUCGCUGCAACAAUUUCCACGCGCUCUACUCCCGACUUCGGGAUGGUAUUUCAUGCGUACGAAGCGUUUGAUCUCGCCCUUGGUGACGCGGUGAAGCCACAGAAAACCGAAAGGACUGCUAUGUAUCUGCCCGCGGCAGCAAUGUGGACAAGAACCGGCGGCGUAAAGCUCUAUCGCUUCUGCGCUGGUCGUUCUGGAGUAGAAAGUGCUGCAGCAGAUGUCUUGGCACAGGGCGGUCAUGGUCUGUCCCUCGGACGUUGGUCACACUGGCGAGAACGAUUCGAGGCUCUAGCACUGGCUGAGAUUGGUGAAAUAUAUCAGGAAAUCGCGGCGAGCGCGGCCUCGCGCAUGAAGGAGACUGAAAUCGAUGACCCAGCGUAG
Molecule: messenger RNA, 864 nt
Organism: Recurvomyces mirabilis
Lineage: Eukaryota; Fungi; Ascomycota; Dothideomycetes; Mycosphaerellales; Teratosphaeriaceae
Exons: 2
Coding region: 1-864 (287 amino acids)
Source: RefSeq, a predicted model, not a curated record